AUGAAUAAUACACCAGCAGAACAGUUAAAAAUAAUUUUUCCUGAGAAAAAAUGCGUUGUUCAAAUAAAUAAGUUAAGCGUUGAUGGUAGACAUUAUAGGUCUUUGGCGUUGCCAGAAAAAAAUGCAUUCAUAUACAUAUGUGGUUAUUUAAUAAGUAAUUGCUUAAAAAUUCAUUCUUGUGAUUCAUGUUUGGAAUAUGCUCGAUCUACAUCAGAACUUUCCAGUGAACACUUUUUCACCUACUUUAAGUCACAUCAACAGGAUUCAACUUCAAUAUUUUCUUCAUUAAUGACUCCAGAUUCAAAUUUUUGCCAGUAUGUGUAUCAAUUGGACCAAAUAUUCACUAAUAACUUUCAACAAUUGUUGCCAUUACCAAAAGUUGGAGAAAAAAUUAAAAAUUUGAUGAGUUUUGUAUAUUUUGAGCAUAAUUGUCCUCAGUUUCCCAAAUUUAUUUAUUGA
Messenger RNA from Macrosiphum euphorbiae (potato aphid), 459 nucleotides. Lineage: Eukaryota; Metazoa; Arthropoda; Insecta; Hemiptera; Aphididae. The record is from the annotation of a GenBank genome assembly.